Messenger RNA from Mytilus californianus (California mussel), 4058 nucleotides. RefSeq names its product actin-related protein 3. Bases 125 to 1402 code for a protein of 425 amino acids. Gene Ontology annotation, molecular function: actin filament binding. Gene Ontology annotation, biological process: Arp2/3 complex-mediated actin nucleation. Gene Ontology annotation, cellular component: Arp2/3 protein complex; actin cortical patch. NCBI's taxonomy places the organism in Eukaryota, Metazoa, Mollusca, Bivalvia, Mytilida, Mytilidae. The transcript has 11 exons. The record is from RefSeq and is a predicted model, not a curated record.
ACGUUUUAUGACAAAAUAGCAAUAAACCUGAUGACAAAGUUGUCACUUCCUUGAGGACAUCAAGGACCAUCUCCUUCAGCCAUCUUUAUACUUAUUGCAAUAUUCUGGGCGUGUAUUCAAUAAGAUGUCGUUCGGAAAGUCCUUUGGUCCCACAGGGACUCCAGCAGUUAUUAUUGACUGUGGAACUGGGUACACAAAGAUGGGGUAUGCCGGUAACACAGAACCACAGUUCAUUGUGCCGUCAGCCAUUGCUGUAAAAGAAUCUGCAUCAGUGGGAGAUAAAGCUAUACAACGUCUUGGUAAAGGGGUGGAGGACCUCGAUUUCUUUAUUGGAGAUGAAGCUUUGAAUGCAACAUCAUACAGUGUAAAGUGGCCAGUUAGACAUGGUAUAAUUGAAGACUGGGAUUUAAUGGAACGAUAUAUGGAACAAGUGAUAUUUAAAUACCUCAGAGCUGAACCAGAGGAUCAUUAUUUUUUACUGACAGAACCGCCACUUAACACACCAGAAAAUAGAGAAUACACAGCUGAAAUAAUGUUUGAAUCUUUCAAUGUACCUGGAUUGUAUAUUGCUGUACAGGCUGUGUUAGCGUUGGCUGCUUCGUGGACAUCACGACAAGUAGGGGAAAGAACUCUAACAGGAACAGUGAUAGAUUCUGGGGAUGGUGUUACCCAUGUUAUUCCAGUAGCUGAAGGAUAUGUGAUAGGUAGUUGUAUUAAACACAUUCCCAUUGCUGGGAGAGAUAUAACAUAUUUUAUUCAGCAGUUAUUACGAGAAAGAGAAGUUGGCAUUCCACCAGAACAAUCAUUAGAAACAGCAAAAGCAAUAAAAGAAAGAUUUUCAUAUGUGUGUCCAGACAUAGCUAAAGAAUUUGCCAAAUAUGAUGCAGAUCCAUCAAAAUGGAUGAAGAAAUUUGAAGGCAUGAAUAGUAUAACCAGACAAAAGUUUGCUGUAGAUGUAGGCUAUGAAAGAUUCCUUGGUCCAGAAAUUUUCUUCCAUCCAGAGUUUUCAAAUCCAGACUUUAUAACACCUAUCUCAGAAGUUGUAGAUACAGUUAUACAGAAUUGUCCUAUAGAUGUCCGCAGAGGUCUUUAUAAGAAUGUAGUUCUAUCUGGAGGAUCAACAAUGUUUAAAGAUUUCGGUAGAAAAAUGCAGCGUGAUGUGAAGAGAGUCGUAGACGCAAGAUUAAAAAUUAGUGAAGAAUUAAGUCAAGGUAGAAUUAAGCCAAAACCAAUAGAUGUACAAGUGAUCACACAUCAUAUGCAGAGAUAUGCUGUAUGGUUUGGUGGUAGUAUGCUGGCAUCUACACCUGAAUUUUACAAAGUAUGUCACACAAAGGCAGAUUAUGAUGAGUAUGGACCAAGCAUUUGUAGACAUAAUCCAGUGUUUGGUACAAUGCAAUAACGUACAAACUGAUACUAGGACUAUUUUUAAAAUUGGACUGUAAUUGGAUGAAACUUUUGCUGGAUUCUUUAUUCAAAUUGAGUUUACAAAAAACCAUUGCUAGACAUUUGGAAAUUCUGCUUCAUAAAACACCAUGUCAACCAGUAGGACUUAUUUGGAAGUGAAAAUCAUCUUAUUUUUAAGUGGAAAUCAGUUACCGUUGAGUGAAUGUGAUAUGAUUAAACAUUGUUGAAAUGUUAUGCCAACAUAUUCAGAUUGGGGGAAUAUAUUAAUAUAUGCAUAUAUAUUUAAAGCUCAACUGGGAAUUAGAAAGUUAUCUAUGGAUGUUAGAAUUUUUGACCAUUUAAAAAUGAUUUAUCUGGAAUUACUGUAUAAGUUUAUCAGACUUUGAAGGAUCAAGAGUAUUUUUUCCAUUCGAAGUUUAAAAAUGUAAUGAUUGUUUUUCUUUUUUCUUUUAUUAUAUUCAGUAAUAAGUGGAAACUUUAUACACUAACAUUGUCAAAACAAAGAAUCAAGGAUUGAGAAAAGUUCAAAUUAAUUUAAUAUUGUCUAAGCAAGGGAACAAAUUUAAUUGGUGCAGAUUAUAACAAUGUGCUUUCUUUUUUUUACAACCAGUAAUUGUGUAGUGUAUUGUGGAUUCAUUUAUUGUCAAAGGGUACCAGUGAUAUCGUGGCGUGAAGAAAAAAAUAAUUUUUUUAAUUUUCCAUUUUACAGAUGUCUAAAUUUUUUUCGUCAAGAAACUGACAUGAAUAUUCAUGAAUCUACGAUAUUGCCUGGUUAUUGAUGAUAUUACAGCAAAGAGGUUUCUAAUCGAAGGUGGAGCCUUAAUAUUUUGGUGCCUCUUUUUUUCCAUGUAUGUUUGAACUUGUGUGACAGGAAUGAAUGAUUUUGGUCAUGUCUGUUUUUAUGCAAGAGGUCAAAGGUUAAUAUAUAUAUUUACAUUCUGAUCAGUUUUUCCGUGAAAUUUUUUAUGAUUAAUGUAACUGGAGUAAUGAAAGAUCAUGUUUCAAAAUGUUUUUGAACAAAUAUGAAGAAGAUGCCAUUGAUAUUUUUCAUAGAAAGUGAUUAUAUAAGAAUCAUGUCUUCUUAUACUGUUGAUGUUUUUACACAUACAUGUAAAAGAACAUUUUUGAUAUUUUUUAUUGAAUUGGAUAGAGGAACCAGUGUAAAACCAGUCAAUCAAAGCCUCUUUCAUGCAUCAGCGAUUUAAUGAAAUUAAUGUUCAUGUACAAAUGAUGUACUUUACAUACAAAUUGAAAUUAAAUCCUGGAGCCAAAUUGAAUAUCUAUUGUAUAACAUUGUGAUCAUAAUUCUGUGUACUGUAUUUAUUUCUGUAUAAACUGUGAUUUAUAAGAAAUUAUCCUUUAAGUUGAUUAGCAUAUAACACUGAACUCUCUUAUUAACAUUGUCAAGUAACUAAAUAAAAAUUCUGGUUAAAAAAUAGCUAUUCCAAAUAAGACUAAACUGUAUAAUGAAUGUAUAGAAAAUGCUUUCAGCCAUGGUGCUAUUUAUAAAAAGAUAGAAUAUAUGUGCAGUGUUGAAUGCUUCGUGCAUAGAUGGGUUUUAUUACUGGACUUGCUUUGUAUGAUUCUGAUAAUACUUAAAUACAUGUACCAUACAACACAAAAUGUAACUGUUACUGGAGAAAAUAGGUCCUUUUGUCUACAAGGAUAAAGUCAAAAUAUUAUUUGUUUCCCCAAGCCCAAUUUUCCUACUUGUAUGUGGAUAGGACUUUUUUCUCUCCUCAAAAAUAUGUUACAAAUUUCAUGAUAAAGAAAUGAGUUAAAUGCAAUAUUUCAAAAAAUUGUCUGUGAGUUAGGCCUUUCAUUAUACAAUGUAAAAGUGUUAAGAAUUCAAUUAACACCUUAUCUGGUAUUUUCCAGCAUGAAUAAAGUUGGUUUUCUCAAGUACGAAAUAUAAUGGGAUGACCAAUAUUGACAUGAUAUGGAUACUUUAGCCUACAAGUAUACACACAGACUACACCACUGCCUUUUACUGCCAAAAUUAAAUAAAUCUAGAUGUCAAAAAUAAAUCUUGGCAAAUUUUGGAGUAGCAGCAAUUUUUUGUGAGAUUGGUUUGGAGAAAUAAAUAUUUUUAUUUUAGAUACAAAUUUUGAAGACAAUUUCCAUACUCGAACAUGUUUAGAUUUUUGGAAGUGCUAAAUUGUUAGAAAAUAAAGGAAAAUGGUUACCUGCUUCUUUGUAUGAUAAAUUGGCAUUUACAGUAACAUAAGUUUUAUUUUUCACAUUUUUUACAAUUUUUACGGAUCAUUUAUUGCCUGAAAAGAAAUUAUAAUCACUCAUAUUGAUCAGAGCAAAAAAUAACUUGAAAAAAAUGUUUUAUCAAGUGCUUUGUGUAAAGAAGUAAGCAUGCAAUUAGGAUACUAUUCAGUCUACGUUUUACAAGUGAUGCAUUUAGAACCACGAAAAAAGCAUUUUAUCUUGGAAAUACAUACUCAUGUACACAUUCAAAGUAAAGUGUAUAUUUUUUAUGGGUUGUCAAACUCAAAUACAUAUUAUGUAACAGAAAAAUGUUUGCUUGUUAUUUAAGAGGAGUCAGGAUUAUGCAAUUUUAUAUAUAAAAAAAUAAUUGUAAAAAUGAAAUUAUGAUGUAAUUAUAUUAAACUUUUUAAUUAAAACCAUAAAAUAUUUAUAAA